Molecule: messenger RNA, 7247 nt
Organism: Puntigrus tetrazona (Sumatra barb)
Lineage: Eukaryota; Metazoa; Chordata; Actinopteri; Cypriniformes; Cyprinidae
Gene: prdm11
Product: PR domain containing 11
Exons: 8
Coding region: 1072-4410 (1112 amino acids)
Molecular function (GO): protein binding
Source: RefSeq, a predicted model, not a curated record
CUAUUUUUCUUUUAAAUGCAGCAGCUUCACAAGAUAUUAACCAAUAAUAUAAUUUAACUCAUAAAUCGAAAAUGUGCCAUGGUACCAACCUGUAGGAUAUUCCUGAAGCAAUCUAUGGCACAUUUAAGACUAUUAGAUGUGAAUGCUGAACAUUUCUUUGAUUGUUCUGAUAUCAUUUAAAAAAAUCGAAAUUACUGUAAUUUCAAUAGUAAAGGAAGAACACGGAGAUAGUGCUAUUGCUCAAUUCAGCUUCUUUUUGUCAUCAUAGUGGUGUGUAUACGGCGAUAUUUCAUUAUAUAUUUGCAAUUGUUCUGCUGUCAAAAGCUCCAUUUUGUUAUGAGCGGCGUUGCCAUAGAAACAGAAAUUUCAAUGUACGUGAACAGCUCCUAACAGAAUGCCAAAGUCUAAUUACGGUAAUUCUAAUAUGAUUCAGUCAAUGAAAGCUUUUCAAACUGUAAACUUAAAAGUAUAACGCUUACAUAAAAAAGCAAAAAUGCAUUGUGCAUCGAAGACUGAAUAUUAUCAGCAAAACAAAAUUUGAAUGAAGGCUUUACGUUACGUGGUUUGAAAAACAGAGUGAACUGUGAAGUGAAGGAUAAAACUUAAAUUAUUAUAAUUUUAAUUAAAAAAAAACUUGGCACGCAGCCGCUGCGUAACGUUCUGGAGGCGCGUUCCAAAAGCGAACGCGCGCGAAACGCUGCCUCGCACAACUUCAAUGACAAUCUAACGUUAACUUUCCCUUUCCUGAAAUUUCGUGCCCGGUCUGCACAAACGCCGCUUUCUUCCGUUUUCCAUGUCAUUUCCUGUAAUAAAAAGAUGGUGGUCAUAGCAGAGAGAAGCAGCUGACUGUGGUACAAACAUUUGGAGAUGAUAAACUUUGCAUCGCCCGGGACUAGUGAAAUCCCCCCGUGCCGUUGCGUCACCGCCGCGUUUCUCGGAGCGGCCGAAGGCGAGACGCUCCGCGGCUGAAGAAGACCACCAAAGACCCCGCGACGCACUGCGUAUAUUCUAUAGACGUUUUAAUAUGUCGAAGUGAAAGGAGGCACACAGGGGUCUCUCCUUCCUGCCCAGAUGACAGAUGUUCCAGAGCAUUCCUCCAUGGAAGUUGAGGCCGAAUGCAGCACCAGUGCCUCAAAUGAGAAGUCAACUGAAGAGCCAAAGAAAAAACGAAAAGUUGACCAUGAGCAUUCGACCAGUUUUUGGUUCUGUGAAGAGUGCAAGAAGUAUUUCUUGGAGGAGUGCCCUACCCAUGGGCCCCCUGUUUUUGUGCCAGACAACCCUGUGGCAUCAGGGGUGCCCAAUCGGGCAGCUCUCACUGUACCUUCGGGCAUUGAGAUCCACCGAGAUGGUAAUAAAGUGGAUGUCUGCUGCAUGGAUGAAAAUAUACCAAAGGGGGCGCUGUUUGGUCCUUAUCAAGGCCAAAUAAUGGCCUCGGAUAAACCCUCAGGGCCAUUUUCUUGGAUGAUUGUUGAUAAGGACAAUAAAUAUAAAUUCAUUGAUGGGAGUGAUGAAACUACAUCUAACUGGAUGAGGUUUAUUCUGAUUUCUUCUGAUGAGAGUAAAAAGAACUUGAGUGCGUUUCAGCAUGGGGAAGAUAUCUACUUCCGAGUGUGUCAGAGACUGGCGAUGGGCGAGAAACUCUGUGUGUGGUACAGCAGCGAGUACAUGAGGCGACUACAGAAUGUGUCUCGGGACAGCAUUGACCGCAAUCUGGACACAGGAGUAAAAUUAGAAGAACAAGAGGAGCCCAAAGGUCCAGUGUUGAGAUCUGCAAUGCACGGUAGACGAACCCUAAGCAAGCAUGGAAGUGAUGAGGCAGAAAACCAGCCCCAGGCCAAGAAAAAGAAGAUUGACCUCAUUUUCAAAGAUGUCCUGGAAGCAUCCCUGGAGGCUAAUCAAAGUCAGAACAACCCUCUCAACAGCACCUUGUCUUUUCAAAGAGCAAGAACAAAUGUCUGCCAGGUUUUUAGCCAGCCUGAAGCGGAGUGUAAAGAAUCCGUCUUCGCCUCUGGAUUGGGUUCCAUGGACCACCAAGAGAGUGGGUUUGAUGCAAAAUGCAUUAAAACGGAAGAAACAGAAGAAGAGGCCACUCUGCCCGGCGAAGGGCCAUCAACAUCUUUCUGCCCAAACUGUGUGAGGUUAAAACGACGAAUCCGUGAGCUGGAGGCAGAACUGCUCCGCCUCAGAGGACAGGGGCAUCCUGAAAUUAAACCUUUACCACCAUCUGAACCACUUCCUAGUGAGGACCUCAGAGACACGAUGACGCCCAUCCCAGCGGUGCUUGAGGAGGACGACCAGGAUGUUGAUUCUGCUGAUGAAUCCAUUUCUGCUGACCUUAUGGUAGCUACAGAUGAGUCUUCAAAACUCUCGGUGGGCUCAGGUCGUCGGAUUCGUCGUUUCAAACAGGAGUGGCUAAAGAAGUUCUGGUUUCUCCGUUAUUCGCCCACACUUAAUGAGAUGUGGUGCCAUGUGUGCCGACAAUACACCGUCCAGUCCUCCCGCACCUCUGCUUUCAUUAUAGGCUCCAAGCAAUUCAAAAUCCACACCAUUAAACUUCAUAGCCAAAGCAAUCUGCACAAGAAGUGUUUGCAGCUUUACAAACUUCGCAUGCACCCAGAGAAAACAGAGGAGAUGUGUCGUAAUAUGAUGACUCUCUUCAAUGCUGCCUACCAUCUAGCUUUGGAAGGAAGGCCAUUUUCUGAUCUGAGACCCUUGGCGGAGCUCCUCAAGAAGUGCGACCUCAAAGUAGUAGAUCAAUACAUGAAUGAAAAUGACUGUCAAAUUCUUAUCCAACACAUUGCACGAGCAUUCAAAGAGGAUUUGGCAGAGAAGAUUCGCCUAUCACCCUUUCUAAGCAUCAUAAUGGAUGGACAGAAUGAUGAACUCUUAGCUGACACUGUUGCCGUUUAUGUCCAGUUCACCACCACUGAUGGACUUCCUGCCACAGAAUUCCUUUCCCUACAAAGGCUUUGUGGAGGCAAUGUUGAAGGGUACCUCCAGGCUGUGGAUCGUGCCUUUGGUGUCCUUGGUCUAAGACUCCAGGACAUGCUAGUUAUUGGCUUGGGAAUAGAUGGCUCAAACCUCACCUCUAGUCUGAGGGCAAAAAUUUACAUAGCCAUACGAAAAACAAUCCCUUGGGUGUUGUGUCUACCUGUGAUGAUCCAUCGUCCCCAUUUAGAGGUUCUGGAUGCCAUCAGCGGGAAGGAAUUGUCUUGUUUAGAGGAUUUGGAGAACAACUUGAAGCAACUGCUUAGCUUCUACCGGUAUUCUCCACGUAUGAUGGCUGAGCUGAGGUCGACAGCACCAACUUUGUCUGAGGAAACUGAAUUUCUUGGGGAUAUAAGGGCCGUCCAUUGGAUCAUAGGGGAGCCCAAUGUUCUCAAUGCCCUAAUCAAAGACUAUCUGGAGGUAGUUGCUCACUUGAAGAGCAUAAGCAGCCAAACUCAGAGAGGUGAUGCUGCUGCCAUUGCUCUGUCUCUUCUACAGUUCCUUUUGGAUUAUCAGUCGGUGAAGCUGAUCUACUUUCUGUUGGAUAUCAUUGCUGUCUUUUCACGACUUGCUUUCAUCUUUCAGGGGGACUAUCUGUUGCCAUCACAGGUGGAUGCAAAAAUUGAGGAUGCCAUUAAUGAAAUUGGUCAGUUGGUGGACUCCCCCGGAGAGUACCUACAGGAGUUUGAAGACAACUUUCGGGAGAGUUUCAAUGGCGUGGACCUCAAGAACUUAAGGGUUGCCGAGUCAAAGUUUCAGUCCAUUCGAGAGAAGAUCUGUCAGAGAAGUCAAGGCAUCCUAGCCCAACGUUUUGAUCCUCGCAGUCGCACAGUGGCCCAGGCUUGUCAGAUCCUUGACCUGGCCACAUGGCCUCCUAACAGGGACAAUCUUGGUGCAUAUGGAGAAGAGGAGAUCCUUGUGAUUUUUGACCACCUGGAGACUAUUCCUUCAUCUGGCCGUGAACUCUCUCAAGAAAGAAUAGAUGCCCGAGGAAGCCUUGUAGUUGAAUGGAGGGAUCUAAAAGCUGAUUAUUGUAGUUUAAAUGGUUUUAAAGAAGUAGUCAGCCACAUCUUCAGAUACAAGCAACGCUUUCCUCUUCUCAAUCACAUCCUGCAGGUUAUCAGGGUCUUGCCAACGUCAUCAACAUGCUGCGACAAAGGAAGAUGCUCGUUGCAGAAAGUGCGCAGAAAUAGCCGUUCCAGACUGACUCUGGAUCAGAUCAACGAUCUGCUCACCUUGGCCGUUAACGGACCACCUAUUGGGAGCUUUGAUGGAAAGCGAGCAUUGGACAGCUGGUUUGAAGAGAAAUCCGGGAACAGCUAUUCGCUUUCAGCAGAAGUCCUAAGCAGAAUGUCCACCGCCGAACAAAAGUCAGUGUUGCACAAUAUGGAUAUGAAUGCAGAGUAUUAUCCAGAUAUUUGACUGAUCGGUGCCAAUUACUCAGCCAAUAUGAUUCCAAAAAAGCCAUCUCAUUGGAAAAGGGCUGGUCAGGACUAUAAUGUGAUUGGCCAAGUACUUUGACACUGGCCCUGCUGCUAAAAUGGCCUAGAUCAGCGUCUUCUCUAAGAGUCGGUAUUAAUGCCUUUGCAGGUCGCAGGCACAUGAAACACUUUAAAAUGUUCAUGCAAAUGGUUGUGAUGUGUUGAUAUGUGUUUUUGUCCAAAGAGAUACUAUUUUCAAGUCGUGAGGAUUGUUGCCUUUAGGUGAAUGUUCGACUGAGCACCAUGUCAUCAGGCUUUGGUGAGUGAAGCCUCAUACAGUCUUUUUUAAUCUCUGAAAAUGUCACCUCCUUGAAAAAACAGAUUCAACUCUAUGUUCUGGAAAAACAGAUUUAUUAUUAUAUCUGCAAGAUAAUUUGAGCAAUCAUUCUGUAUUUGUAUGUAGACUUGUGUGUAUGGAGAUGAUAUAAUUUUUAUAGCAUGUUCUUAUGCUGGUUACCGCUGAUUGGAAUGGAAAUAGCCACUAUUUUGCCAUGCAUUAUAUUCCUAUCAUAAUGUUUUUAGAUACUCUUUAGUUAACCAUUAUCUUUUAAGGUUGUGUAAAUCUUGAUUUGAUAACAUGUUGAUGUGCCAUAAUACUUUAUGCAAUCGGGCACCUCUAAUGUGCAGUUUACACCCAAUCUGAUUUCGACAUUUCAAAUAUAUAGCCUAAAUAUGCAGGGUUUUAAAUGCCUUACUGAUAGAAAAAAAGAUUUCUUGUUUUUUAGCAUGUGCUGGUGUUUGAUUCCUGGUACAUGUUUAUAUGUACUGCUAUCGGCAGACCCCCUUAUUAGCCACUUCAAAUUCUAUCAGUUAAAUUUUCAUGUUUGAAGCAAUUUUACUCUGAUACCACAUCAAAGCAACAAAGAUGUUUACUUUUUAAUGCUGCAGAGGUGGUCUAAGUAGUCAAAUGUUUACUGAAAAAUUUAAACAAUGAACAGAAAACACUUCAGUAAUAAUACCCCAAAAUUCAUCAAUGUCUGUCUCAGCAAUACUUUUCAUCCAGUACAAAUGCUUGUGCAUGACGUCACCACUAGUAGGCGACACUGUACGACAGUUUACCUUUGGAUGAAGUUUUGUAGUGUCUGAAAGAAUAGCACUAUUUAAAUCAGUCAUACAAGAACAAAGCUUUUAUAUUUUGAUUGUAUUAUUAUGUGCAUUCAUGUAAUCUAGCAGUGCACGUGUUAUGGUUAGCGCCAUAUAUUUUUCCAUAUAUUUUUACUUGUUAAUUUUGCCUUGCCUUGCCACUAAAUUCCAUCAUUUAUACAUGUGCAAUAUAUAUUUCACACUUAAAUUGUACAUUCUUAACUACAAGCAAGUCUAAUACUUAAUAAUAAUAUUCCUUGAAGCAAAACUGUGGGAUUCUGAGGUUUCCAACAUGGAUUCACAAUUUCUUUUUUAACCUUGUUCUUAAAUUUCCGUAUUUUUAUCUCGUUUUAAAAAUUAUUUCUCAAGAUCAAAAAAGGAGUCGCCAGUAGAUUUAUUGGUAAUUAUAAGGCAUUUAUAAUAGUAAUUUUGUUCAGCGUUGCAAUUGAAAUUUAACAUGUUCAUUUUAUUCAUACAGUUGUUAAGGCAUUGUUAUUAUCAGUUUAGAAAAUAUUGUAAUCUGUGGUAUAUCUCAAUUUAUCCAUUUUAAAUGCAUUAAUAUCGAAGAGUAUUGAUUGCUCUCACUGUAUACAUCUGUGCAAAUUCAAAAAAGAGCAGUUAAAUGAAGUCUUCUCUAAAAUGACAUUAACCUUUAACUUUUCACAUGUACAGUUAAGGCUGGACUACCUUCCGUGUGCUACAGCGUUUCACAUUAAUCCAACUGAAAUGGCUUGUCUUUAUUUUAAAAUAGAUUUAGAUUUUGCACGUCCGAAAAUUUAGCAUGUGUUUAAAGCUUCAGAAAGCUUGUAUUUUAUGGAAAUAAUUAUUUCAAUAAAUUCCUUUUUUUAUUCUGUUUUAACAAAUGUACAUUUUAAAAAGACGUAUUUCAAAAACAGUGUUCUACCCAAAAGAUUAUUCUCAUUUAAGCUAGUUUGCUAUUUUUGUUAGCAUUUAAUGUCUCAGCAUACCCACAUCUGAACUCAUUUGAUGUAGCAAUAGAAUUGUGUUAAAGAUUACUAAGUGAGCUGCCAAAAAUUGAAUCUUUGCUUGUAUGUAUGUAUGUGAAUGCUUUUGAAUGUUACCUCACAGUGAGGUAUGUCAUCGAGUAAAUCUUCUCAUAUUGCGCUGGGAGUUAUACGCCAUAGCUGUGUGAAAGAAAACAUUUGCUCUUCUUCAAUGGUGAUUUCUCAUAAAAUGAGCCAAAGUCGAGCCUGAUUUUGUUUAGUUAAGGCUUUAAUGUGUAUUUUCCUUUAAUCAAAUACUACACGUACCAAAUGAAAAUGUCUACAUUCAUAAUUUUGUAUUUUCUUGUCAUGUAAACACAGUGAUGUGCGUUGUCCGUAUCAUGAAUUAUUCUGAAAUGUUUUCAAUGUUUUUAUGUGGGAGACAGCAGGUCUAAGGCCUAAGGAACAAAGUUACUUCUGAUUUCAGUUUAUUUUCAAACAAAGUAGUGAAUGGUAGCUCUGUAUAUUGAUUCAGUUUUUUCUUGAAGGAAAAUAUGUCAUUUGCUUGCAUUCUUACACCUUUUCUUCCUGAAAACAACAUAACACUGGAAACUCAAGAAUAUGAACUACAUGUGAAAUGGAGAAUGAAACCUGGAGAAUGUGUACAUGUAUUAUAGAAACCCACUUAAAACGACAGCAUAUGGAAUCUAUAUUCAACAAAUAAUGGUUUAAUAAAGUUUUUUUUUUGUUA